UGACCUCGUUUGUGCUGCGGGCAGAAUACUAGUCAGUUAGUUCUAAAUACAAAGCCUAGUAGGUUGACGUUUGUUGCUCUUUCCUGUGUUGGAUUGUGCAUUGUUCUACUCUUGUCAUUGUGGCAUCCGUAUCAAGGGAUAGGCUACAUUAUGUUUAUUUUAUUUGGAUGAAUCGAGCAGGCAGCAAGUUGCAAGAACUGGAUCGCUGAACCUGCCACUUGCGAGCCCAUGAUCCCGUUGACUUGAAGCGUACUGUAUGUUGAUGAAAUUCAAGCAUGUCAGGAAAACAAUUUAAAGGUCAUGAAGUCAGUUGCUGCAUCAAAUAUUUUAUUUUUGGAUUUAACAUAAUAUUUUGGCUGCUCGGUGUGGCCUUCCUGGGCAUUGGACUAUGGGCCUGGAAUGAGAAGGGUGUUCUCUCCAACAUCUCGUCCAUCACAGACCUGGGGGGCUUUGACCCCGUCUGGCUCUUCUUGGUGACGGGAGGGGUCAUGUUCAUCCUGGGCUUUGCCGGUUGCAUCGGAGCGCUGAGGGAAAACACCUUCCUGCUCAAGUUUUUUUCUCUGUUCCUGGGGAUCAUCUUCUUCCUGGAGCUGACAGCUGGAGUGUUGGCCUUCACCUUCAAGGACUGGAUCAAGGACCAGCUCAACUUCUUCAUCAAUAACAACAUCCGGGCAUACCGUGACGACAUCGACCUCCAGAACCUUAUAGACUUCACUCAGGAAUAUUGGGAUUGUUGCGGCGCGUUCGGAGCGGACGACUGGAACCUCAACAUCUAUUUUAACUGCACGGACACCAACCCCAGCCGGGAGAAAUGUGGAGUCCCCUUCUCCUGCUGCACCAAGGACCCUGCGGAGGAUGUGAUAAACACGCAGUGUGGCUAUGAUGUACGGGACAAAGCUGACGUAGAGCAGAAGACCUACAUCCAUGUGAAAGGCUGUGUGCCACAGUUUGAGAAGUGGCUACAGGACAACCUGACGUUAGUGGCUGGGAUCUUCAUAGGAGUUGCGUUGCUACAGAUAUUUGGAAUAUGCUUGGCACAAAACUUAGUUAGUGACAUCGAAGCUGUGAGAGCAAGCUGGAUGCCCCCGCCCUCGCUCUCCCUGCACCGACCCCUGCCUCACUCUGGAAAAAAAGGGUCUGCAUACUACGCAUGAGGAACGUACUCGCAAGCGUGUGUAUGACCUGUAGCCGUUUAUUUACCUGAUGUCACUGCCCGGCCUGACCCAGGAACGCACAGGUCUCUUCAGCAUGGCUACGCCAGUCUCGGAGCAUCAAAAGAUGCUAGAAAUAGGAAUGAUACCACCUGCACCAUAUUCCGUUGUGAUACUGGCACAUUCUGAUCCUUUUUAAAAGAGGUUUGGGCUUGCAAAAUUCCAGUAACUUUCCAGAAAUCCCAGUUGGAAGAUUCCUCCAAUCAGGAUUUUUGGAAAACCUGGGAAUUUACCCACGCUUUGCAUCCCAUCUGUUCCAUGUGGUAAACACUGUGUAGAAAUGUACAGAAAAUAAUGAAGACAAAAAAAAUUACUUGGGGGGGGGUUGUAAAUGCACUGCAUGCCAAUCACAAUGGCAUGGACUCGUUUAAAUUCAUGAUGUACAGAAGCUCUUAUUGACACAGGUAUUUUUAACAGUAAAAUGGUAGCUGUAUGUGGCGACACUGAGCAUUAGGGAAGAGGGUAAUGGUGCUAGAAUACAAAUGUACAGUAAUAGUCGCAGCCCUCAAGUCGUUCGCUUUGAACUGCAGUAGCCUUGUAGGCUCAAGAGUUUCUGUGGCACAGAUGGGCAUUCGUUAUAUUUCAUGGCAUCUCUACCUGGGUGAAAUACAUACAGGUACGUUACAUACUUUCAAAUACUUGAGGUGGGCCUGAUUUAGCAAGAGUUUGCACUUUUGGGGGGGGACUAGUCAAUUGGUUCUAUUGUAACAGACAAGCUAAAUCAAGCACACUUCCAAGUAUCAAUGUAUUUGACCCAGGUCUGAUCUCUGCACACUCAUACAUUAAAAUGAAUUGUCAAUACAUUCAAUGAACUGAAAAACUUCAUGUCCAUUUCUUGCUAUGGUAGUCUUCUGUUUUCAAUACCGCUAAGUGAAGUGUCAAUCUUUAGGAAUCCCUGUCACUUCAUAUUCAAUCUUGUUCUGAGGGCUGAAUGUGAUUUGUUCGAUUGCUCAGAGGGGGGAGUUUACAAUGACCAGUGAGUGAAUAAAACUAACUCACUUCCUGGCAUUUGUUGGUGGUGGAGGGCGUAACACAUGGGUUGCUGUGCUGAGGGUUCCUGGCUCAAAUCCCUGUGUGCUUUCAGUUUUCUAGCUCAAUGAUCAGUGAGUCAAAUUAAACAAAUGCUUGUAGGGAGGUGGCAGGCCCGUUAAAUACAGGUUGAGACAAGUUCCAUGUUGAGGAUCCCCAUGUCUUGUUUUCCAACCUUGAACUUACUUUCUAAAGUUAACCAAUCACUUUUCACAUUUGUCUAACCAUUUCUUGUGACUGGUUAAAGGACCAAAACCUAAGGCAGGUGGAUGGGGUCCUGGGUGGCAGAGGUCGUAACACGAGGGUGUCCAUGCAUUAGGUCCUCGGUUCGAUUCCUCGUGUGGCUUUUAAAAUAACUUAACCAAUUACACUCCUUUCUGCCCUCAGAACAAGAAAAUAAAGGUUUGAUUCAAUCUGUAUCGUGGAAGUUCAGUGCUAUAGCGCAAUUGACACUUAAUGUCCCACGUUCACGGAGAUUGCGCUCAUGAUAAACUUUGCAUAUAGGCUCAACAGCUUCUACCCUCCAAGCCAUUAGACUGCUGAACAAUUCAUGAACAUUUACACUGAUAUCCCCUCUUGUACACUGCUGCUACUUGCCGUUUGUUUGUUACCUAUACAUAGUCACUUCGCCCCCAUGUACAGAUUACCUCAACUAGCCUGUACCUCUGCACACUGACUCGGUACCGGUGCCCCAUCUAUAUAGCCUGGUUAUUCUUAGUUACUUUUUUGUUUUGCCUACUUGGUAAAUAUUUUGUUCUUGAACAGCAUUGGAGGUUAAGGGCUUGUAAGUAAGCAUUAAGGUAAAGUCUACACUUGUUUGAUUUGAUAUAUCGGCUCAAUCGCAAACUACCUUUAAAUUUCAAAUCGCACUGAACUUCCAUGAUAGGGAUUGAAUCGAGCCCUUUGUUUUUCUUUCAUUCCCAUGAAAUAAAUCAUUUUUGUUGACCUGC
Molecule: messenger RNA, 3190 nt
Organism: Oncorhynchus gorbuscha (pink salmon)
Lineage: Eukaryota; Metazoa; Chordata; Actinopteri; Salmoniformes; Salmonidae
Product: tetraspanin-5-like
Exons: 11
Coding region: 276-1154 (292 amino acids)
Biological process (GO): protein maturation; protein localization to plasma membrane; regulation of vascular endothelial growth factor signaling pathway
Cellular component (GO): membrane
Source: RefSeq, a predicted model, not a curated record